This is a messenger RNA of Thrips palmi, 8595 nucleotides long. It is a transcript of the gene RhoGAP93B, whose product is annotated as rho GTPase-activating protein 39. The coding region runs from base 397 to 5019 and encodes 1540 amino acids. The transcript has 20 exons. Gene Ontology annotation, cellular component: cytoskeleton; cytoplasm. Gene Ontology annotation, biological process: signal transduction. Gene Ontology annotation, molecular function: protein binding; GTPase activator activity. The record is from RefSeq and is a predicted model, not a curated record. Lineage: Eukaryota; Metazoa; Arthropoda; Insecta; Thysanoptera; Thripidae.
UCCUGAUGUUUCAGUAACAUUUGAAUCAUCAUUUUAUGCUUGAAAUGAUACCUUGAAGUACUUGUGUAGAAAUUUCGAAGAAAAUCUUCGCUUCAUCCACACGAGAAACCUUUUACGGGUGGGGCUCACCACAUGAUUAUAUUGUCAUACAAAUGGUGGACAUCUCGUUUUGAAAAGAAUUUUUUUUAGAGUAUACUGAAAUGGCUAUAGAGGUUGCCCGCAUGAGACCUGAAGUGUGUUGAUCAUUGUGUGGAGCUGUACUUGAUGGGCGUAUUGUGGUCAUGUAAAAUGGCUGUUACAGGAUGUCAGUGAGACAUGAAUGAAAAUGUAAUCUCACCAAUUUAUUGAUUUAUUUACUUCAAGUGCUCACACCUUUUUGCACUUGUCCACAGCAAAAUGGAGUGGGUGGAAAUUAUUGAACCUCGCACGAAAGAGCAUAUGUAUGCAAACCUUACCACUGGCGAAUGUGUGUGGGACCCUCCUCCAGGAGUUCCUGUGAAAAAGACAGAUAACAACCAGUGGUGGGAGUUAUUUGAUCAAAAUACCUCAAGGUUUUACUAUUAUAAUGCAACAUCUCAAAAGACAGUAUGGCACAGACCUCAGAACUGUGACAUUAUACCCUUAGCAAAGUUGCAGACUUUGAAGCAGAAUACUGAACCCGUGGUGGAUGACUCUGGUGACAAAGAAUCUACAGGGACUCAAACUCCUGGCCACACACGGCGAGAUGAAAAAGGCUCUGGCUCGGAACCUAAACGAAAUGAAGCCAUACGCCUUAGUACUCGAAGUAUGCAAUCGGUUAAAAACUCAGUGAAUAGUGAAACACAAACUUCACCACUUGCUUCUCCUCACAUGAAUAGAAGACCACACCAUCACCAUCAUCACAGGCACCAUGGCCAUUCCCAGGUAUCACAUGGGGAGCGAGAAAAGUCCGAAAAAGCAAGCAAAGAUCGUGUUCCUGACAGAGAUCUCAUCUCUGAUGGACGCAACCCGAUUGCUGAUUGGGAAAGGGACAGGGGUAUGGACAGAGACCGGGAGAAAGAGCGGCGGUUGGAGAAGGAGCGUCGGGCUGAGAGGGAGAGGAGGGAAAAAGUACAAGAAUGGGACCAUCGGAAUGAAAAAGAGAGGAGGUCUGACCGGGAGAAAAAUGAGAGAGAAAAUCGUGAGAGGGACAGGGCUCCCGCAACUGCAGCCAGCUCAAGCCAGCAAGCGUGGCCCAGCAGGACAACUCAGUCUCAGGAUUCUGGAAGAUCUAGUGAUUCUAGCUCUGUUUCCCAUAGCCGUACCUCUUUAGAAUCAAGUGGUUAUCGAGUAAAUGAAUCUCCACAUCAUCAAAGUAGUAGAAGUGACCGCUCGGAUAGAGGCCAACGUAUUGAGGGUAGUGAAAGGCAAGACCGAGCUGAAAGAUCUGAUAGACAAGAAAAACAUGAGCGAUCUGAAAGACCAGAAAAGGAGAGACCUGAUCGCCAUGGCCUGAGACCAAUAGCUGCCUCAACAAGUACACCACUGUUCAAGAAGAAACCUCUUGGAGAGGUCAAUGCUCAGCAACAGUAUCAGAAGGCCAGUCUUGACAAAUAUGGGCUCCUUUCAUCUGGAUCAGCUCAGAGAGAGCAACCUCAGGCACAAAAUUUACCCAAGCAGCGCAGCUUUGAUGUUGAAUGCAUUACCACAGGUGGAGGAGCCUUUAGCUAUGAUGGCAGACAUAAGGUACCAACGCCUAGCCAGUUGGCUCGUAGUUACAGUUUCAUGCAACGGAGGGAGAGAGAACGGGAAAGAGAUGGAGACAGAGAUGAAGAUGAUUCAAUGCAUGAAAAGUAUUUCAUGAAUCCAGUGGCCAUUAGAUCUGUUGAGUCCACACCCCAGUCUAGGAGGAAAUAUCAUCACAGCAACUCAGAGCACCCAGCCCUCCCAACUCCCAACAUGUCCCGCAAGUCCUUUGCAUUGCGCUCCCACAACUCGCCAGCCCCUCACUCCGCACACAGUUCGUCCUCCAACUCCCGCAUUCGUCGUAGUCCAGCCACCGGGGGCAGCUUUCGGAACAAGGACGCUGGAGACAUUUCCAGUAGUGAUGAUGAGUCGAGUGCGUCACUGUCUCUCUCAUCCUCUCCCCCUGCUACGUCACCAAUGUCACCACGGACAAGUCUGAAGACGUCAUCUCUCACUAAAACAUCUUAUCCUCCAGAGAAAGAACUUCCUGCUAACCGAAAAGCCGUUGAAGAUUUUAAAAAUUCAAAAGACUUCCAUGAUGCAAGAGACUGGAAGCUUCGUGGUCGAGAGUCUAGAGAGUCCCGAGAUUCCAAGGAAUCAAGGGAGACUAGAGAGGCCAAAGAACUGAAAGAGAUGAAGAGAAUGAAGGAUGUUCACUGCACUAAGACAAGCUGGGAAGAAAGAGACAGCUUGACUGGGAAAGAACUUUCGAGGAAUAGGAGUUUUGGUAGCUAUGGUAAAGAAAAAGUUGCACAGGAAAUUGAAGGAAGGCCGAUGAAAGAUGUAUGGGAGUUGAGAUCAUCUGUUAAAGACUCAAACACUGCUUCUCAAAGUAUGGACUCUUAUCAUAACCGAGAUAGCAGAGGAAGAAAGUAUGUUGAGAAGGAAACAAGACCUAAGGAGUCAAAGGAUGCACGGGUGCAGGAGUCAAAGGAUCCAAGGAUACAGGAAGUCAAAGAAGUGCGAGACAUCCGACAAUCAUUGAAAGAGUCCAAGGAUGCCAGAGACUCAAAGGAAGGACGAGAUUUCCGUCAACAAAUGAAAGAGAUUAAGGACUCGAAAGACUACUUCAGGGAUACUAGAGAUUCAAGAGAUUCUAGAGAAUCAAGAGAAUCCAGGGACUUACGAAACUCAAGGGAUUCAAGAGAAUCGAAGGACUUGAGGGAUGCCAAGAACUCUGGAGGAAGAGAGCACAAAGAUGCCAAGAGCAGAAGUGACUGCCAGGUUUGGGAAAGCUAUGAAAAGUCUGGAUACGAUGGUCGAGGUACACAGGAUUCACGUGGAAGCAGGGACUCAGAGACGAAGCAAAGGUCUUGGGAUCGUUCUGGACCUCAGUGUCACAAUGAAACCAGGGGCUCCCGGGAAUCCAGGACUAGUGGUACUGCUUCUGACAGGUCAUCCAACACGAACAAUGGAAAUCAUAACAAAUACAUGUCAGAAUCUGACGUGGAUAAUAACUCACCUCUAUAUUCAAAUGUUGAUUACCCACCUUACAUAAUGGAUGCUGAGAAGCACUCUCAUUUGCUUCCCCUUCAACAAUAUAUUUUAGAACAAGCAAAACUAUCUGGUUGCUAUCGAUUUGGUGAUCCAUUGAAUGAAGAAGUGGAUUCGUUGCACUCUGAUGAUGAAGACCGUCUUUCUCGGUCUCGCCCUGAAGACGAUAGUGAUGAAUUUGCUGAUGAUGAAGGAAUGAGCAACCAAGGUGACUCCAGUUCUCAAGAGUACUUGGAUGACAGCAAUUAUCUGGAAGAAGAGGAAGAUGAUGAUGACGAUGACGGUGAAGAUAACAGCUAUGUGUCUCAUCGCAAAUACUUACCUUCUGAUCCUCAAAUGCCUGAUUAUGUUGAUGGCCUUGAGGCUCGUAUGGCUUCUGGUAGUUCUGGCCUUUACUACAACACUGGUCUUGUAGCUCAUGGCAGUUUGCAGGCUAAUCAGAGACCAGGUGCUCUUAACUUACCACAAAAUACUCCUCAAGAAACUGUGCAUGCAUCUCUGAAACGCAAGAAGGAUGCUCCACUGCCUCCACCUCCUGCUUUGUACUCACCCAUCAUGGAACGCCAUGAGAUGUCAAGAUCUGCACUUAACCGAGAAAAGAAGCAGGCUUCUGACAGUGAUAUAGAAAAGUAUGCCCAGGAUAACUUGAACAUUCACAAAAAAGGCAUUUUCCGUAAGAAGUUCUCUGUGAGGGAUAUGCUUUCUUGGUCUAAGGAUCCCAUAAGGAAAACUAUGCUUGUUCUUUCUGACAAGGCUCUGAAGAAAGAUGCUUGUGAAUUGUUUAAACUGAUUCAAAUAUACAUGAGUGACCGCAAAGCCAAAGUUGGAAUGACACUCAACAGUGUUGCAUUAGAUAUAUGCAAUAUUGGGUAUGGUAAACCAGCACUGCGAGAUGAACUGUACAUUCAAAUUUGCCGUCAAACAACUGAGAAUCCUAGGAGGGAAAGUCUACGACGUGGCUGGGAGCUAAUGGCUAUAUGUCUUGCCUUUUUCCCUCCAUCUCCCAAAUUUCAAUCUUAUCUUGAUGGCUAUAUGAAUCGCCACCGUGAUCCUAGUUUUGAUUUUCCGGAAGUUGGCAAAUGGCCAAUCCAUGUGCAAAUAAGCCACUAUGCAACUGUAGCCUGCAAACGACUGGAUCGAAUAGGUGUGAGUGGAAAGAGAAGCCCACGAAAACCUUCUGUAGAAGAAAUCGAUCAAGUUAGGCUUCAAAUCUUCCGCCCAAGCAUGUUUGGCAACACCCUACAGGAGGUCAUGCAAGUUCAGAGAGAACGUUUCCCACACAGAAAGCUUCCUUGGGUGCAAACAGCACUCUCUGAAGAGGUCCUUCGGCUUGAGGGGGCUCACACUGAAGGCAUAUUCAGGGUGUCAGCUGAUGUUGAUGAAGUCACUGCACUCAAGUCUCGUCUGGAUCUUUGGGAGUUACCCCAAGAUGCAUCUACAGAUGCUCAUGCUCCUGCAUCUCUUCUCAAACUUUGGUACAGAGAAUUGUAUGAACCUCUCAUACCAGAUGCAUUAUACAACGAGUGUGUUAAUUUCCAUGACCAACCUGAAAAGGCUAUAGCCAUAGUUCAACGUCUUCCUGAGCUUAAUCGCCUUGUGCUGUCCUAUCUCAUACGAUUUCUUCAGAUAUUUGCCAGACCAGAGGUUGUUCAAGUUACAAAGAUGGAUGCCAGCAAUCUAGCCAUGGUGAUGGCACCUAACUGCUUGCGUUGCACAUCGGAAGACCCUCGUGUAAUUUUUGAUAAUGCCCGUAAAGAAAUGGCAUUUUUGCGAACUCUCAUUCAAAGCUUGGACACUAGCUAUAUGGAAGGAGUUGUGUAGAUGGUUGUGAAUACCAACUGCUGAUAAAGACUGACAAGAACCGCACAAGUAUCCAGCAGAGAAAUUUUGUCCAAUGUAAUAAUCGGCUCAAAAAAGAAACAACAGUUUGUCUAUUUUGUUUUCAUUCUUUACAUUUCACUUCUGUUAUGUAUUAUUAAAAAGUAGGUAAAGGUAUCUUACUUCUAUUGCUUGAGGUGGACUUAUUUAGCUUGGCAGCUACUACACAAGUCAGUUCUACUACUUAUUAAUGCUGUUGCAACUUGACUGGAGAUUCAGUUUUGUGCUAUCUUUUUUUCUUUUUGCAUUAGAAGCAACUAUUUUAUAUUCCUUUCUACUGUAUUAAGUUUAAUUUUUCUACUUAACCAAAAGUUAUUGCUUUAUUAGCCAAUUUCUGAUUUGCAGCUAAUGAAUCCUUUCCAUUGUUAAUUCCUCUCAAUUUGGAGAUUGUGUUGUUAAUGUAUCAACUCAUAACAUUAUGUGUUUGGGCAUGUCACGUUUCCUCAUUUUUUCAUUCCCAUUUUUUACUUCUGUUUUUCUGUAAUGAAUAAUAAAAAAAAUAACAAAUAGGAGGGUGAAUCUAAACGUGUGUACCAUGUAAUGAUUAGACUGACAAAAGCUUAUUUUAGAACCGCUUCUUGAACUUUUCUCGUCAAAGUCACAAAUAUGAUUUUUAAGUGAAGGAUUGGAGUUUUGAGCAUCUCAUAGCCCCAGCUAGUCCAGUUGGUUUCUUCCGUCAUUCAGCUCUAUUUUUACUGGAUUUGUUUUAUAGGUUGUUCUUAUUUGAUUCUAUUCAGAGUAUUAUACAAUUGCAUAAAAUUGUGUAAACUGUGGUAUUACAAUGUUACUUGCUUUGUGAACUAACAUAAUUUAGUUCUAAAGUUUUUGUGGUUGAUUCUCUAAGACAAGAAUGUAGACUUUUUGUUGUUUAUCAGAACUUAAUUAAUUUUAAGUAAAUGAUGUAAUAUGUAACAUCUACUUAACUGAUACUAACUGUAUUUUCUUUUAUUAACUCUCAUUAGUUGACUCGUUUGUAUUAAGUUCAAGUCAUGUCACAAGUAUUUGAAGUAUUGAUCAAUUUCUUGUUUAGCAUGUGACCAAACAGAACAAACUAUCCUCUUAACAAACAUUUUACUUUCUUUGAAUCUCUAGAUGAGAAAGUGAUGAUUAGUAUUUUGUUUCUUAAAAGACCCAAUUUUUUUUCCUUUCAGUAUCAUCAUUCUUGUAGAAAGAAUUUUUCUGAACCUCGCAUCUUAACUUGUUUGUGUUGGCCAAUCAAUCAUUGUGUUGUUGGUGAGGGUCUCAGAAAGAAAGAGAGGCAUCCGCCUUAUUACAGUAUGAGAGCAUUAGGUGUUUUGCAUAAUAAUUGUAGGAGAAGAUUAACUGAGAGGUUUUAAACCAAAGAUAUUUUCAUGCAUUUUAUCAGUUUGAUAAACGAUGGGGUCAAAGUACAGAGAUGUUUUUUUCCCCUUUUGGUUCCUCACAAAACAAACUUAGGAUUUUCAUUUUCAUUGGAAAUUUAAUUGUUUAGCCUGUUUAAUUGUGUUACAAAUGAAGCAGGAAAUUUUAAUUUGUUUGCCUUGUGAGGAAGACCGUUUGCCAUCCUGUAGCUUGCAUUUAUUUGUUCUCUUGCUGCAGUGGUCAGACUAACAUUGUCUAACCUGUUUCAUUUUGUUGAGACAAACUUUUCCUUGCGUGUAUUGCACACACUUUUGCAUUGUGCUAUUUUUUUGCAUUCUCGUUGGUGAUAAGUUGGCUCUUGGCUUACUUUGAAAGUUGUAAGAUUUUAAGAAAGAGACUGUUCUGCUGAUGGGCUUUUUAGUAUUCUUUUUUAUGUGAGUCAGUUGGCCUAGAGUUUUUCGUGCUAAGCAGUAGGUUAAUUCCAAAGCAGCUUACAAGAAUGUAUUUGUUAGCAAUAACUAUGUAAUCAGUUAUAUUUUGUACACUAUAUAUUUUAGUUUUAGGAGUUGCGUGUAUCAGAACGCAAUUGGUACAGCACAUUAUGUAUAUCUGGUUUUUGUAAACCGUAUUUUAAUAACUGUACAGUUAUUUUUAUUGUUACUAAUCUGCUGAAAGUAUGCUAAUCCAAAUGUGUUCUUUGAGCUAGUUGUGUUGUUGGGAAGAAAAGUUCUUAAGUUGAAUGGUAGUCAUAAUUUUUAAGAUUCUGUAUCUAGUUUUGAGCCCUUGCAUACUCUCUUUGACACUGUACUAUUUGUACAAUGUUGUCCGAGAUAGUAGGUUGCGGUUUAUUUUACGCUCCCUUCCUACAUAGUGCUAAACUAAAGCUGGUGCGGAUAAAAUUUUUAGUUGCACAGAGAUGUAUCAGCUGAUUUAAUGAAAGCUCAAACGCUUAUGCGUGGAAGGGUCUAGUUGAAUUUUGAUAGUUCCACUCCAAAAUAAUAAUACCUUAUAGAAAAAAUGCUUAUUUUUAAAAAGUUUAUUAGAAGCUCAUAUCAGAGCUUUCGAGGAUGUGCCCGAUGGUAUGCUACCUAUUGAAGAAGGUCAACAAUCUGUUUUUGUUAAGUUGUAACAUGGUUUUAAAUGCCUUUCGGCGUUGUAGUGGUCUACAUGCCAAUUUUCAACGACUGUUUUUUUAUGCAAAGGCACCUUUACUUGAAUGUUGCCUGGAGGUGAGCAGGGAAUGUGUUCAUUGUAUAGGUUUACAAAUCUCAUUUUGAAGCAACUGUUUUAUUGUUAACACAUAUUCUCAUGAAUGAGCUGACAAUAUUGCACGUGUUUGUGUUUAUAAUGAGUUGGUCGAAAAUCUGUAGCUUCCUCCUGCUUUUAGGCUCUUAUUUUUACUCUUCACAUUUUGACAAGCCGUUAUAAUUCUCUGAUGUUUCUGAGUAGACCGUCAUCAAUUUCUGCUGUAGUCUUUAAAGUUCCACUAGGGAGACAAUGUAGACUCAUCAGGGUAAUGACUAUUGAAUUUUUCAAAGUCAUUUUAUGUAUGAUUGUUUGAUAUUUUAUUAAGGUAAUUUCUAUUCAACAGUCGAUCUUUUCUUCCAGUGACUGCCAAAAUCUGGUUACUCUUAGGGAGUUUUUACGGCUUUCAUCUUGCCCUGUCAUCUCGUUUUAAUUUUGGAAAAAGUUAAUUUUAAAUUUAAGCAAACAUGAAAAAUAAUGAAUCAAAUUAGUUCUUUUUUUUUCUGAAUAAGCUCUCUUUCAUAAGUAUGAACAAAGUUGUAGUGGUUAGAACACAAACGUUGAGUUUGUCUUUCCUCUUCAAAUCAAAAGAAGUUUGUAAAAUGAAUUAAAGAGGUGUUCAAAUUGCCCUCUAGUCCUAGUCUAGUCAUGUCUAUAGAAGGCAGUACAACAUUUCAUUGAAGGAAUUACCCUGUCUGCAUUCUACAUUGUGCUACCCACUCAUUAGUCAAGUCACUGCAGUUUCCAUUCAAUCCUUUCCAGCAUUACUUCUCUCUUCGUUUUUUUUAUUUUGAAAAAAAAAAUCUAUGUUUUAAUAAUUUUUUUUAUUUUGUUGUUUGUAAAAGUUACCACCUUCAUUGCUGAUUGUGAUGUAUACGUGGCAGCGUUUUUUUUUAUUUGCAUGAGGAGUAUAAUAAAUUAAAAUUCGUGAUA